Molecule: messenger RNA, 1602 nt
Organism: Pistacia vera
Lineage: Eukaryota; Viridiplantae; Streptophyta; Magnoliopsida; Sapindales; Anacardiaceae
Product: E3 ubiquitin-protein ligase SINAT2-like
Exons: 4
Coding region: 294-1208 (304 amino acids)
Biological process (GO): multicellular organism development; ubiquitin-dependent protein catabolic process
Cellular component (GO): cytoplasm
Molecular function (GO): protein binding; ubiquitin protein ligase activity; zinc ion binding
Source: RefSeq, a predicted model, not a curated record
AUUGUGUGAGAGCAUUAAGACAACAAACACCAUCGAUUCGAACCCAUUUCUCUUGCACUUCUAUAUAUCCGGGUUUCACGCGUGACUUGCGGGCAAGUUGCUUUUUUGUGUUUUUUGUUUUCGUUUUGUAUUCAGAAGUUUGAAGCAAACCUAACCCACAAUUCAAAAUUGUAACUUGAUGAUAUGUGAGGGAACUAGGCUUGAAAAUCUCAUCUGGAUGAAGACGUGUGAAAUCUUUAAUAGAUGUCAGUACUGUCAUUGAAUUAGAAAUAUCACAAAGAUUGUGAUUAACAAUGGCUCCUGGAGGCAGCACUUGUAAAGAAGUUAUUGUAUCUCAUCCGACAGUUGCAGACUAUGACAUUAAGGCAGAAAAUAAUAGUUCACUUGCAAAAACUAGUGUUGGUUUGGCUGGAAAACAUGGGAUUUGUUCAAACAAUGGUGUGAAUGAGCUCCUUGAGUGCCCUGUGUGCAGAAGUUUAAUGUACCCUCCAAUUCAUCAGUGCCCAAAUGGACACACUUUAUGUUCAAACUGCAAGAAUAGAGUACAUAAUUGUUGCCCAACAUGCCGCUAUGAUCUUGGAAAUAUCAGGUGUUUGGCUUUGGAAAAAGUUGCAGAAUCGUUGGAACUCCCCUGCAAAUACCAGGGUUUAGGUUGUCAUGACAUUUUUCCCUACUACAGCAAGCUCAAGCACGAGCAGCACUGUCAUUAUCGUCCAUACAAUUGCCCUUAUGCUGGGUCUGAGUGCUCUGUCACAGGUGAUAUACCAACCCUUGUUGCGCAUCUUAAGAAUGACCACAAGGUUGAUAUGCACAAUGGUUGUACAUUCAACCACCGUUAUGUCAAAUCGGAUCCAAAUGAAGUUGAAAAUGCCACAUGGAUGUUAACUGUCUUUAACUGCUUUGGAAGACAAUUUUGCUUGCAUUUUGAGGCUUUUCAGCUUGGCAUGGCACUGGUCUAUAUGGCCUUUUUACGGUUUAUGGGUGAUGAUAAUGAGGCAAAGAAAUUCAGCUACAGUUUGGAAGUCGGUGCAAAUGGACGGAAGCUAACAUGGCAAGGAGUUCCAAGGAGCAUCCGCGACAGCCACAGGAAAGUUCGUGACAGCCAGGAUGGACUUAUUAUUCAGAGGAAUUUGGCGCUCUACUUUUCCGGUGGAGAUAGGCAGGAGCUGAAGUUGAGGAUCACAGGCCGUAUAUGGAAAGAAGAAUGAGAAAACAAAGAGGGUGUUGGACAUUAGGGUGAUUGACGAUUGUACAGUGCAAAAUUUCUGAGACUCACCAGCAUUGCACCAAGCGCGAAGUAUGAUGCUUGAAUUUUUCUGAUUCCACGUUUGCUUUUGUGCUUGUAUUGUCUUAUGAUUUGAGGCCUUUGUUGUGUAAAGAACUUUUCUGUCAGCUCGUCGCUGCUUGGGACAGAUCUGGUUGAAGUUAGUGUAGGAACUGAAAUUCAUAGAUUUCAAUUUGGCAGCUGCUCAAAAGUCCAUGCAGCAAAAUGCGUUUGUAGUUCACCUAUUUGUUAUCUUGUUUAAUCUACAAUCCUUUGCCUCCUUGUGUUCUUCAUACAAUAUCUGGAAUUUGUUAUGAAUUUCAAUCACCGUUGCUCUC